AUGGUAAGUGUUUAUCGUUUCUUGUUUCUCAUCGAGGAUAUAAAGAUUUCCCUCGGUAACAUUGUUUAUAUUAGUGAUGACAGAAAUUGAUGAUUAAAUUACACAAUUUCUAGUUGGCAGGUAUUAUUGUAUAUUGUUGAUUAAAUAUAAAGGCAAGAAAACAUCCCCAAUUUGAUUAGGUCCAAUGUGAAGAUUAGUUUUGUUUCCAGGAGAUAUAACUUACGCCUUACAGUUUGCCCUAAUAUUCGUCAUUUAUGGUUAAUGGUCAUGUCAUGACAUGAAUUCAAUCUUGUUCGAAAUCAAGGCCUUUUGAUCAUGUCAUGUGUUUACUUUGCUAUACAAGAGCCAUGGAGGCGUCAUUUCGUAGUACGUUUAGCAUACUGUCGUGAACUCAUGAUCUCCGAGGACAAAUCACAAAUGGAACCUGGUCCUGGAUAACAUUAAAAUUUAAAUUGGAUCAUGUGAACGAAACACGAGAAUGUUAGAAAUAACUGAACAGCCGACUUACUCUGAGUGACUUCAAUUAGAUGACACUAUAUGGCAGAAUACUAGUUUUAGAGAAAUACUUUCUUUAUUAAUCUUUAGGAGAAUGGAUGCAUCAAUCAUGGCUUAAGCGCAAGUCAGUUGGCGGUCAAUGAAAAUAGUCUCGAAAGUAGUGACAUUGCGAAUGGAGAACUCUUUUCUUUAAACGUAAUUAUGAUCCAGAUUGACAAAUGACAAUUUGCCCACACUUUUUCAUUUGUGAAUGUUCUCAGCUAGGAAGUUAUGUUUCAAUAUUGUUUAUGGUUUAUAAAUAUGAAAAUAUGUAUAUAGGCCAAGGAAAAUCGAUAAGAUUUUAGCUAGAUUCGGAUGGGAAAUUUACAAAAAAUAAAAACAAAUACAUAUAAAUGCAUAUAUAUUUAUGAGUACUUGACCGAGUGCUUUUUAUCUACAUGGUCUAUUCUCACAAAUUAUCUAAUUUCUAUACAUUUAUUUGGUAAUUAACUCUAUAUAUAUAAUGGUUAAAACUCUCUAAUUAUUCUAUAUCAUGUUCUAAUUAGAGCGAUACAUCAAUUUCAAUUUCCUCUACUGCAACCAACCUAAAAAGUACAGCACAAAAUGGUAUUGGUGCUUCAACUGACCUUGAAAACCCAUAUCGCAACAGCAUGUAUGUAGAAGAAGGAAGAAUUAUGUCGCUGCAGUUACCAACUGGAAAGAAAGGUAGCUUGGGAAAUACAAUGAUAAUGAUGAGUUGUGCCGAUACGCAUCUAGGCUCAUAAUGCACAUGCUACCGAGCCAGAGAAAAAUUUCAAAGCACAGAAGAGAACCAACUGUUAAUUUAAAAAACAUAGGCCUAUUUAGAUGCGAGAAAGUGAUUUUUCCAGUGUGUAAAUAAUUAAGACCACAGGCUUACGUAUAAUUCAGUAUUUCAAUAUUGUAUUUUUAGGUUUUAUUGGAGAUAUCGGUUUCUCUUUUGGUGGCGAGGAGCAUGACGAAAGCCUGGAUCCAAGUGAGUGGAAAACGGCACCCAUUCUUGUUGAAAGCGUAAGUCGAGGAAGCAUAGCAGAGAAAGCUGGCUUGGAAACUGGAGACGAAAUCAUUAAGGCACGUGACUGUGUUGUUUUAUAUCAGAUGCCAUUGGCUAACGUUAAUCUCAGGGUAUUUGGCUUCACAUCGACCCUUGGUUGAGUAGUCCAGCUUAAUUGCCAGGUGUGGACGCACUCAGAGAGCAUCGUACGUCUUAAAUAUAACUCCACCUGAGUAUAUUCACACCACAAUUAUUACAUUGAUGUAGAAAUUCCAUUUGCUAGUUUCCCUCAUUGGUUGAUAAGAAUCACUAUUCCGAGAAGCUCGUGUUAUCUGGUAUCAAGUUGCCCUCAAAUUUGUUGACAACAUUUUACGGAUGAAUUAGCUAGUGACAUUAUUUUACUGUAAAUGCUGAAAUAUUAUUGUACGUAUGUGUUUAGAUAAAUGCAGUCACCGUCGAAAAAGCCGCUCGAUCAUUGCCUGUGUCGUUGAUCAGAAAUUGCGACAAAAAGAUGAGAAUAAUAGUAAGAAAGGGAAUGGUAAGUGGAAAAGAAUAGUCGUGAUAGAAUACGAAUCAACUGCUGUGAACAAAUAAGUGUUGAUGCAAAGUGAAGACCCUCAAGAUAUAACUGUAAUAAACCGUUAAUACGUAUUCACGAUUAUAUAGGGAGCAAAGAGAGCGGAAAAUAUGGUUUUUAGCAGAGAGCAAAUUCAAGGUGGGAUAUAUAUUCCAAGUUUUUCUAGCAUCAUGAUUCAUAUCUCCAUUGUAGGUAGAAUUCUGCCACAACCUGACGUUAUGUUUCUCGAUAUUCUUACAGAAUUUUGCGAUGCAUUUUCUCUCUACGAUCAUAGUAAUAAACGUAGAAUUCUGGUAAAAGACGUUCCUCAUGUUUGCAGAAUUCUGGGAUACAAUGAAACGUCUCUGGCUUACGAUGACGCAAUAAGUACUGCCAGGACCAAAACAGGAGAAGCUGGUUAGUUCAAUGAUCUACCUUGAAUUCUCAUGUUUCGCGCACGAAUAUAUUUUUUAUCAUGACACCAAUCACAACCCUAUCCCCAACCCGUGUAUUGCGUUCGGUCGCCAAAACAUGUAUAGGCCGUUUUCCACUAGGCGGAGUUUUCCGCGCGGAGCGGAAUUUUUCUUUGUCUUGUGAUUUCUCGGGUGGAACUAAUUAGAAAAGACAAAGAGAAAUUCCGCUCCGCGCGGAAAAUUCCGCCUAGUGGAAAACGGUCUUAAGGAUAUAAUCAUUCAUUGAUGUGGAAAAUGAAGCCUGUUAAUUAAGGGAAAUUGUUUUGACUUGGAAUACGAGUCUACUGAAACACAUACCAAAACCAGAUUACUACAUUGUUUUGGCAGUACUCUUCGUCGCCAUUUUGGAUGAUUUUACUUAGAAUUAUAAAGGAGAAAAAUCCUUCGUCGAAUUCAUCCAACAUGGCGACGAUGACGUAAGGUCAAGACAACCUUUUGUUGAAGUGUAUACUUAUGCAUAUUUCAUCCUGUAUCAACGACAGAUGGGGAGAAGGUUCGCUGGGACACAUUUCUUGAGAUAUUGAAAGAAAUUCUGAAACAUCAAGAAGUUGAAAAAGACGCGCUCUCUGCUUAUGCGGUAUUUGAUCCCGGAAGAAAAGGCCAUUUUAGUAUACGCCAACUUCGAGAUGCUUUUGUAAUGAACUGCAAAGCCACCCCCCUGGAAAUGGCGGAAAUAUUUCGAAUGGCUGACCCAGAUUUGGAUGGGAAAGUUAAUGAAAAAGGUGAAUAUUUUAGUAAAUAUGGAACCAAUAAAAAUAAUCAUUCCGAAAUGCUACGGGUUAUCCACAAGUAUAGCCCCGGUUGUACUGUUCAGUUGAUUUUGCGGCUCAAACUGGCUCAAUAAUUCAAGAAGAAAAUUCAUAAAGUUUUUCUAAUUUAGCUGUUUUAAAAUCAUUUUCAUAACUGAUAACCUGAACAGUACGACCGAGCUGCAACGUACAACCUGCGAGAAACAUUUGUUCACUGAUUACGAUUCUCAACUGAAGUAGGCCCUAUUCAUAUAAAUAUCACAAAACACUAAAAACAAAUGCAUGGAGAAUCACUGGGAUUUUCACAAAGACAAUACGUGUCAUGUCAUGACGCACAUGCAAAUCAGUAAGGCUUCCUCACUUACACUUUCAGUAUUUUCGUUACAGAAUUCUUAAAGCUGCUGUAUCCAUUCGUGGAGAUGUACUAACAUAGUGACGUGUAUUUAAAUCAUUGUAUAUAUUUUGUAUAUAAACAUAUUUUUUACUGAUAAACGUUGUAUUUUUAAUAGUAUUUUGAUAUCAAUUUGUAUAUAUACUUCAAUCAUGUUAUCUUUUGUAUUUUAAUAUGUAAGACACAUGCAGUCAGUAGUCUAUAGAAAAAUUGUAUCUGUGAUAAAGUGUUCGAUCAAUGUUCAUAUUAAACAAAACUCAAACAAAAUCGGCUACCACAGGCAACAAAAACAAACGCGAUAGCAUCUUGGCGAAGAUACACGUUCGCUUCCGUACCUAUUUUUUUGAAACACGUCACAAUAAAGGGGGCCUAUUUUGUGAGUCGGAUUACGGAAAAGUAUCGAUUUUUGUAGCGGUUUACGGUGAGGAUACUAUCUAGCGGUGGCGGAAUUUCGCGACUUUAUCGCACGGUUUGCCUGGUAGGCAAAUUUAAUCGCGGAUUACGGUUAGAAAUAUAAUUCAGUACCCUUUCAUAAGGGCUCAUAAGCUAUCCGUCCUUCAUGGCAUUUUUGAAUGCUUGAAUUAUGCUUCGUAUAGAAAAUGGAUGGUCUUUAUCGCUUUGUGUGGAAAACAUGUCGGUUACGGUUAUACAACAAAAUGACGGGCGGUUGACGGAACAAGAGAAAAAAAUUGCGCGGUUUGCGGAAAGACUCCCCCCCCCCCCCCCCUAUAAUAGGCCCCCAAUAAAACAAUGAAAACAACGUGAUGGCCAACAUGUUUCGCAAGGUCACUGCUCCCGACACUGAACGUGGGAUACAAAACAAGUGAUUUUUCAAAACAAUGCAUAUGGCACUAUUGUUAUGUGGAGACCUUCAAUGUCUUCAAUGAGUCCUUCCCAGAAUGCAGCUGCACUGACUGGUUUCUUACUUACUGAUCUCACAAUAUAUGGUUUAUGAGCCUGUAAAGCCUGAUUCUCAUAUGUCGCCGACGUCGGUGAUGCCACUGUUUGAGAUCAGUGAAGCCUGAUUCUCAUAUGUCGCCGACGUCGGCGAUGCCCAUUGUCAUUGAUCAUUGAUGAGUAAAAUCUUUUGUCUAUGUUCUUCUUCACUGAUCUCAAACAAUAGCAUCGCCGACGUCGGCGACAUUAUUGAGAAUCAGGCUUGAAGAAGAACAUAGACAAAAGAUUUUACUCAUCAAUGAUCAAUACAACGACAAUGGGCAUCGCCGACGUGCCGACAUAUGAGAAUCAGGCUUAAGCCUGUUCGCGGGUAAGACUUUGUGAACGGUCCAGGUAUAUAUAAAGCGGUCGGUGACGUGCUCCGUGGCACGAUUUUUGGUGGUUUUGCAUGAGCACAGAGUGAGAGAGUACAGUAAGACUUGUCAAUUUUUCUUGGUUUUAUUUUACAUUUUUUGACAACUGUUUGGAUAAUAUGUCGUGAGUUCCUCUAUAUAUUUCAUUUUCCUGAUUUAGGCCAUAUAGUCAACUGAUCAAGAACACAUUUUGCAAAAAUGAGCAUUAAAGUUGGAAUAAAUGGGUAUGGCUUUCUCAUAAUAAACUUUUACUGGCCCUAUAAAAACCUGUAGUUUUUGUGUUGUAUUCAACUGUAUAAGUGUAAUUGGUACCAUUUGUACUUUGUUCAAACAAAUUUGUACUUUUUGUGUAGUUUUGGCCGUAUUGGUCGGCUUGUUAUGCGAGCUUCCCUUGAACAUCCUGAAGUUACCGUUGUUGGUGUAAACGACCCUUUUAUCGAUCUUGAUUAUAUGGUAUGUCUGUCUGUUGAUGUAACUUCAACGAAAUAUGGUAGUGAGCUGCAUCAUUCUAGUUUGUUUGUUGUACAAAUUGUGUGAAUUUUAGGGGGAAUUCUGAAAUAACCUCUUAUAGAAAUAACCACUUUAAUUUGGUUAUAUAAUUUUCAGGGUUGGUCAACCGACUCAACCAGGCCCGGAAAUAACUGUUAUAACCAAAUACCUAAUAACAAUUAACCAAAAUACCUGAAGAAGACUCAAAAUGACUGUUUUAAAUCUUAUGACAAAAAAUCACAAAAUGUAAACAUACCGAAUUUCAAUGUAAAUAUCCUGUAACACCAGAUACUGUAUACCCAAGACCCUGACUGGAAUGUUUGGAAAUUGCGUGCCGGAGAUUUCAAAAAUUUAAUAGUAAAUAUAUAGAAAGCAUCAAAAUUGCACGCCGGAGAUAUCCGCCACGCAAUACAAACUUUCCACACUGGCCCAAGACCCCUUAAAGACUCCAUAAUUUGUAAUCUGCAUGCAGCCUCAACCCGAAUUUCUUCAGGUUGAGGCUGCACGCAGGCUGCAAGUGAACUAAGGGAGCUAACUACUCAUGUUUAUAUACACUACAAAAAUGCACCCCCCCCCCUGCUAAAUCAGUACCUACUCACACUGAAACGGGCUGGGCCCAGCCCUGUUUUCACAAAAAUACAUUAGUUUGCAUUAUUUUUGUUUAGUAAAUUGCAAAAUAAAUUAAAAAUAAUUUCCAGGUCUACAUGUUCAAGUAUGAUUCCACACAUGGCAGAUUCAAAGGGGAGGUCAAAGCUGAGAAUGGAAAACUUUUCAUCAAUGGAAACCCAAUUGAGGUUUUUGGUGAAAGGGAUCCUAAGAAACUACCUUGGGGUAAAGUUGGUGCAGAUUUUGUUGUUGAGUCUACAGGUGUGUUUACAACAUUGGAGAAAGCAAGCGCUCACUUGGAGGGUGGGGCCAAGAAAGUGAUCAUUAGUGCACCAUCAAAAGAUGCUCCAAUGUUUGUCAUGGGUGUGAAUGAAAAAUCCUAUGAGAAGACAAUGAAUGUUGUCAGGUUGGUUGAUGUUAUAUGGUAGUAAAAAUGCCCUCCAACAGGUGCCAUUUACUAAAGGGCUUGAAUCCAGGUUCUUCCAUUAAUCUGGAUGAUCGUACAAUAAAUUAAAUUAAAUAUAACACCGAUGUUGUCCAAACAGAGACAGCAACAUGCAGAAGGUAGAAAACAAUUUGAAUGUCUGAUAUGAAUCAUCAUAUAAGUAAAAUAGACUAGACAAGAAAACCAAAUGCAGUGAUGUCAUUAUUUCAUUUCAGCAAUGCCUCUUGCACAACAAACUGUCUUGCACCAAUUGCUAAAGUUAUCAAUGACAAGUUUGGGAUUGAAGAAGGUUUGAUGAGCACAAUUCAUGCUUAUACAGCCACUCAAAAGACUGUAGAUGGACCAUCUGCAAAGGUAUGUACUCAAACACUACUACACACAGUGCUGUAUCCCAUUACAAACAAAAUUAGAAAUUAUGAGCAGAAAUGAAAACCUAAUACAACUCAAACUAUCUUAACCUGAGCAGGCUUAGAAUGUAAAUAUUGGCUUGCUCUGAAUACUAUUAGUUGUAUACAAGUGAAUGAGAUCAGUCAUGAUUCCUAUGAGGGUAUAUUUGUCCAAAGUUAUCUUUGUAUGGGUCAUUUAUAUUGCUUGAAACUGUGUUAUCUGCAUUAAUGUUUAGUCGUGGCGAGAUGGUCGUGGUGCUCAUCAGAAUGUGAUCCCAGCUUCGACUGGUGCUGCAAAAGCUGUGGGUAAAGUUAUCCCUGACUUGAAUGGAAAGUUGACUGGCAUGGCUUUCAGAGUGCCUGUUCCUGAUGUCUCUGUUGUUGACCUGACUGUGAAGCUUAAGAAACCAGUGAGUUUAAUUUACAGCUAAUUUUCAUGAUUAGUUAAAGGAUCAACAAAAAAGUAUGGGACACCAUAUUUUGUUCCUUUAGCAAAGCAUUGAAGACUCAAGAAUUUGAUAGUUUGUAAUAGAAGAUUGUUUAUACAAUUAACUGUACAAUAUUUUUGUUCUUUUAGACUUCCUAUGAUGAGAUCAAGGCUGCAGUGAAGGCAGCAUCUGAGACAAAGGAACUGAGUAAAUAUCUUGGUUAUACAGAAGAUUUGGUUGUCUCAUCAGACUUCAUUGGUGAUACUCAUUCAUGUAUUUUUGAUGCUCAAGCUGGGCUUGCUUUGAAUGAAACUUUUGUCAAACUAGUGUCAUGGUAAGCAUAGCUGAGAUUCAAAUGUUCCUAAUAUUUGCAAGCUUUCACCUCAACCAUGAUCAUUUUAAGAAUGAUGGAUUUCACUAAGUGGCCAACCAGAAGUUGUGUUUGAUAUCAAAUAUAACAGAAAUGUAGUUGAAUUUGAUUGCUCAUAAAAAGUACUGACAAGUAAUUCUGAAAUCGUAUCAAAUAAUAAAUAGGCCCUUUUGCACAAAUGCUUGGAUGGCAUGGAGAACAGUGGGAUUUUCCAAACAAUCAAAAGACAAUGGAACAAUCAGAUUAUACAGUUUUUCUCAUGCAAAUAGUACAUAUUAUACUAACAGAUCUAAAUAUUAUAUUUUUUAUUUUUAGGUAUGACAAUGAAUAUGGUUACAGUCACAGAGUGGUUGACCUCCUCAAGUACAUUGCUGCCCAAUGA
Messenger RNA from Paramuricea clavata, 8092 nucleotides. NCBI's taxonomy places the organism in Eukaryota, Metazoa, Cnidaria, Anthozoa, Malacalcyonacea, Plexauridae. The record is from the annotation of a GenBank genome assembly.